Messenger RNA from Gamsiella multidivaricata, 1465 nucleotides. RefSeq lists its product as uncharacterized. NCBI's taxonomy places the organism in Eukaryota, Fungi, Mortierellomycota, Mortierellomycetes, Mortierellales, Mortierellaceae. The transcript has 2 exons. Gene Ontology annotation, molecular function: galactoside 2-alpha-L-fucosyltransferase activity. The coding region runs from base 162 to 1355 and encodes 397 amino acids. The record is from RefSeq and is a predicted model, not a curated record. Gene Ontology annotation, biological process: cell wall biogenesis; xyloglucan biosynthetic process. Gene Ontology annotation, cellular component: membrane; Golgi apparatus.
CUGCGGCUCUUCCGGAGGGAGUGACGAACUUUGUCUGGACCAACGCUGCCUGUUGACGCACGAAAAUUCGGGCUCAGAAACUCAGCCAACCACUUCACCACCCUCCUCUUUGUGCGACAAAUGGGGUUACACACCAAUUCAAUCAAUAGCUUCUGACAAACAUGAGACUGAGUGCACCCAUCCAAAGCGCAAACUUCACCGACCUAUUCCAAUCGCCUGAGAACCUUACCUGGGACCUGAAUGCCACCCUCCCCCACUACAAGGACCUGCCUGAAUACAAGACCAAGCCCGAGAUCUGGUACCCAUACUGCCGCAACUGUGCCCUGCGCUCGCCCAUCGCCCCGGACUCGACCUGGUCGCAACUGCUCUGCGAUGCCGAUCUGGGAAUCAAUCACACAACGCCCAUCGUCCAGAUCUUUAGCACACAAUGGUUCCUGCCAGUCAUUCAGCAUAAUCCGCAUUGGAGACGGGAACUCUGCCACAUGUUCCCUGCGGGCGGCAGCAACGCGUUCCAGGCCCUGGCCAAGACACUGUUGAGGCCCGCGAUGGCCGUGCAGGAAAAGAUUGAUUCGGUCAUGAAACGCAUCCCGGAGGGAACCACGCUGAUUGGGCUUCAGGUGCGCAGGACAGAAAACAAUGCGGUUGGGCAGGGCAUUGAGGAUUCGUUCUUGAGCUGUGCUGCUGAGGUCGUUGAGGAGGAGGAAGCCAAAGCUGCUGCGAUGAUCUCUUGGAGACCUGGAUCUGGAUCUGGAGGCCUGGACAGGAACAUGACAGGAUUCGAUGACGAUGCAGAGGACUCUGUUUUGCGUCGGACACCCAAGUUUGCUUACUAUCUCGCUACAGACUAUCGUCCUACGCGAGCCCACUUCCAAGCGAUCGUGGGUAAUCAGCUCUACGUCCUCGACAGCACCUUCCAGUCCCAAAAGGCCCAACCACCGUCUUCCUUCUCGCUCUCGUCCUCUUCAACCAAUGCCUCUGGAUCCGAAUCGGCAGACUCGGACGACACUUCACCAGCGUUCGCGGCGUCGUACUCCUCGUCUUCUCUCUCGCAGUCCACUUCUCAAACUGAAGCCGUCGUCCGGAACUCUGUUCAGGGCGUCCAAACUGCCGUCGCCGAAAUGUUCCUUCUCGCCCAGUCCGACCGUAUCAUUUCAUCGCCUUAUUCGACUUUUGGAUACUUUGCUCACGGAUAUGCGAAUGUCCAACCAAAUAUCGUCAAGCGCGAUGGCACCUGCAUCAAACGCCGGUCCACCCAACCAUGUUUCCAGUACUGGUUUGGUUUCGCGAACGGUGGCGCCAAAUGCUCUAUCAGAUCGACGGUCGAGAUGAGCGAGGAUUACGAUUGUUGGCUGUAGCGAGGGCCAUCUUAAACCAUGUUAGAUAUUACCACUUAUUGUACUUUCUCAUGUAAGGAUGUAAUCCACAACCUUGAUCGACAUAAAAGACAACCAUCGUGAUGUGCAAC